Molecule: messenger RNA, 1392 nt
Organism: Fusarium sp. VM40
Lineage: Eukaryota; Fungi; Ascomycota; Sordariomycetes; Hypocreales; Nectriaceae
Source: the annotation of a GenBank genome assembly
AUGUUCAGAUCUGAAAAGGUUGAUCAAGAAGGUCAGGUCUUUGGCGAAGUUCAUGAUGAUCCUGGCCAUGCACACGAUGCCGUUUUCGGAAGAAUCACAAAUGACGGUCCAAAUUACCGCAAUGUUGGGUGGGUUGGCACAGCUGGUCUGAUGAUGAAAACACAGCUUGGUCUUGGCAUCUUGUCUAUCCCCUCUGUGUUCGAUACCUUGGGAAUGAUCCCUGGUUUGAUCUGUCUUUGCGUCGUCGCUUCAAUAACGACAUGGUCCGACUACGAGGUAGGUAUCUUUAAGCUUCGUCAUCGCGAAGUAUAUGGUAUCGAUGAUGCGGGAGCGUUGAUGUUUGGCCGGGCAGGUCGAGAGAUAUUUGGAUUUGCUUUUGGGCUUUAUUGGACGUUCGUGUGUGGAUCGGCUAUGUUGAGUGUGUCGAUUGGCUUCAAUGCUGUCUCUAAUCAUGGAACAUGCACUGCGGUGUUCGUUGCAGUAGCAGCCAUUACUGGUUUUAUCUUUGCUAGUAUCCGUACACUAGGCAAACUUAGCUGGCUCGCCUGGAUCGGGCUUGUAUGCGUCAUUACCUCUGUUAUCAUCCUCACGGUUGCCGUUGGAAUCCAAGAUAAACCUGCAGCUGCCCCUGCAGAUGCCGUAUGGGUAUCGGAUUACCAUCUAUUCAAGAAGCCGAGCUUUACCAACGCCAUCUCAGCCAUUUGCUCGUUGGUCUUUGCAUAUGCAGGCACCCCGGCCUUCUUCUCCAUUGCAGCAGAGAUGCGAGACCCUAGACACUAUACACGGUCACUGAUACUUUGCCAAACUGUUAUUAGCGCUUGCUAUAUUGCAAUUGGUUGUGUGGUGUAUUACUUCUGUGGCUCUUAUGUUGCGUCUCCAGCCCUUGGAUCUGCAGGUGUCUUGAUCAAAAGGGUCACCUAUGGGAUUGCUCUCCCGGGACUUAUAGUCACAACAAUGUUGACUUGCCAUCUGGCUAGUAAGCACGUUUUUGUGCGUGUUCUGCGUGGUUCCAAACAUUUCGCUGCCAAUACCUUCACCCACUGGGCGUCCUGGAUAGGAUGCACCUUUGGAAUAACUGUUGUCGCAUAUGUCAUCGCAAGUGGAAUCCCAAUCUUCAGUGGUCUUGUAUCGUUGAUUGGUGCUUUGCUAGCUACAUCCUUGUCGUUUCAACCGAUGGGCUGCAUGUGGCUUUAUGAUAACUGGAAGCGUGGCAAGCAAGAUCGGCGCAUUACUUGGUUCAUCGGGGUGUUCUGGAGUGUCACUAUCAUAGUUUUAGGAUCAUUCUUGACUGUCGCUGGGACAUAUGCUUCUGUAGUGGACAUCAUGGCAUCGUAUAAGGUGUCUGGCGGAUCAGCAGCUUGGUCUUGUGCUGACAAUUCGGACUCUGUGUAG